Messenger RNA from Paramuricea clavata, 810 nucleotides. Lineage: Eukaryota; Metazoa; Cnidaria; Anthozoa; Malacalcyonacea; Plexauridae. The record is from the annotation of a GenBank genome assembly.
AUGCUAAAACCAGAAAUAGAAAGCCUUAUCAAGUCAAUUGCCUGUGACUUUAUGAAAAUCGACAUCGUAAAGUCAACGUCGCCAAACAAGCUAAACCCAACUGACGUCAACCAACACGUACCAUUAAGCGAGACCUACGUUGGCCCUGGAGCGACGGCUACUAUCCACGAAAUUGCUAGCGUGGCAGGGAAAGCUGAUGUUGAUAACUUCCUAACGACCUGUAAGAAUUUUUUCAUCGAGAGCAUUCUACAAAUCCAAAGUCGAUUUGACUUAGAUGAUCCAGUUCACGAAAUCGUUCAGUGCCUUUUACCGUCCAAUGCCGCUGCACUCAAGCCUCGUUCAUUGAGAAGCAUUUGUCAGAAAUUACCGUACUUGAAAGAUACCAUCGACCUCAACAAGCUUGAUAUGGAGUGGAGACAACAUGCACUUGAGCCAAAGGCAAAGCCUGAACUUCACUGGGAUGAAUACUGGUUAAACAUACGGGACACAACGACCCCAACAGGCGAAGCAAAAUAUCCACUGUUGAUGGCAUUUGUUAGUAUUCUGGCUUCACUACCAUUUUCAAAUGUAUCUGUUGAAAGAAUUUUUAGCCAACUUAAGCUGGUUAAAACGGAUCAGAGAAAUUAUUUGAAAUCGACGUCAUUGGUUUCCUUACUUCAGGCGAAGAUGAGAAUGAAGAAUGAGCACUUAACUGCUGCCAGCUUAAGAGUUCAUAAAGGAAUGUUGGAACUAGCAGCCAAGAUGAAGUCAUACGCCACUGACGAAGAAACAAAGGAAUUAAGAAAAGAAUUAUUAAGUAAACUGUCCUAA